Molecule: messenger RNA, 2244 nt
Organism: Glycine soja
Lineage: Eukaryota; Viridiplantae; Streptophyta; Magnoliopsida; Fabales; Fabaceae
Product: LIMR family protein At3g08930-like
Exons: 14
Coding region: 313-1839 (508 amino acids)
Source: RefSeq, a predicted model, not a curated record
AAAAAAACAUCAGUGCAAAACAAACGGCGCAUCGUAAGCAUUCAAAUUCAACCUCGACUCACUACUAUAGUACAGCCUGGUCCUGGUCUGAAGAACUUUGGAAGCUGCUACUCUUCUCUUCUCACAGCUCACACCCACCCAACCAAUAAACAAAACAAACUCCCAUGCCACAAGGGCAAAACGGUAAUUCCACAUUCCCACCCCCAACCCCAACAACGGAACCAAACAGCCAACCAAAAACCUUUCUUCUCUUCUUCCCCAAUCCCCCAUUCAGAUCCGAUUAAGCCCUAACCCUAAUUUCUCCCACCAACAAUGGGGGACUUCAACCUGGCGCUGGUGAUCGUGGCGAUCGUGGUGUGCGUCAUCGUGUUCCUCUUCAACGUCUACCUCCUCGUCAACUUCCAGCACCCCGACGACGUCAACCAGGCCUACUUCCCUAAAUUCGUCGUCGUCCUCGGCCUCUCUGUCGCCGCUAUCUCCAUUCUCAUGCUCCCCGCCGACGUCGCCAACCGCCAGGCCUGCCGCCAUGCCAUCUACAAUGGCGCCUGCAGCCUCACGCUCCCCAUGAAGGACCUCUGGCUCGCAAUUUACAUCCUCGACGCCGUCCUCGUCUUCUUCGUCAUCCCCUUCGCCAUGUUCUACUACGAAGGCGACCAGGACAAGAGUGUUGGGAAGCGGAUUAAGAGCGCCUUGUUGUGGAUGGUGACCACUGCCAUUGUGUGCGCUCUUGUUUUGGGGAUUUUAUAUGGACUUAUUGGGAAGGUGGACUUUACUGUUAGGCAUCUCUCUUCUUCCACAAGCCAAUUUCCUAGCACAUGGGACUUCAAUAGUGGUCAACAAUGUAUUGGAAGCACACAUCAGUGUUCUGCAUUCACUGCCAGUCCUUCAUCAGAGAAAACAUGGACCAUGCGUACUACCUUUCCAGAAUAUGUUGUUGCUCUUGCCACUAUUGUUGGAUCUGUGCUUUUUGCUAUAUUUGGUGGUGUUGGUAUUGCUUGUCUUCCAUUGGGACUUAUAUUUUCAUUCAUUCGACGUCCAAAGGCUGUUAUCACUCGUUCACAGUAUAUCAAGGAAGCAACUGAACUGGGUAAAAAAGCAAAAGAACUGAAGAAAGCAGCUGAAUCACUUCAUCAGGAAGAAAGAAGUGGUUCGAAGGGUAGGAAAUUUCGUAAAAAUGUGAAAUCAGUAGAAAAGGAGUUGUUUCAAUUAGAAGAAGAUGUCAAGCUUCUUGAGGAGAUGUAUCCACAAGGGGAAAAGGCUGAGACAACAUGGGCACUAACAGUUCUAGGGUAUCUGGCAAAAUUCGUUUUGGGAAUAUUAGGGCUUAUUGUUUCUGUGGCAUGGGUUGCUCAUAUCAUUAUCUAUCUAUUAAUUGACCCUCCUCUUUCUCCUUUCUUGAAUGAAGUUUUCAUCAAGUUGGAUGAUAUCUGGGGUCUUCUGGGUACAGCUGCAUUUGCAUUUUUCUGCUUCUACCUUCUCCUUGCUGUGAUUGCUGGAGCCAUGAUGCUUGGGCUGAGACUAGUUUUCAUUACUAUACAUCCCAUGAAGUGGGGAGCGACACUCAUGAACUCUUUUCUGUUCAAUGUGGGGCUUAUUCUUCUUUGUUCCAUUAGUGUGAUCCAGUUCUGCUCCACAGCAUUUGCCUACUAUGCUCAAGCAACUGCAGCACAGGAAAUAUUUGGCCACACCUUGGAGUCUCUUCGUGGAAUUAAAUAUUUGUACAAGUACAACGUCUUUCAGAUUGCAUUCGUUGCAUUGGCUGGAUUGACUUUUGUAUAUUAUGCUGCCUUUGGAUGGAGAAGAAAGAAGCCUAGUGGCAGGUUCCAAUUGUCUUCAUAAAGAAAAUAGCAUGGAAGGGUGUCUUCUAAAGGGAGCCAUUGAGUAUUCUUGUCAGAAAAUCUCACUUGAAGUGGCUUUUAUUCGGAUGUGCAUUGGCCUAGUUUUGUUUUAAUAUUGAAAGCUAUAGAGUUGGCUGAUCAGCAUCCGAAUAGAAUCAUUUUCCUGCGGUGUAAUCAUUAGGUGGGUGCUUGUGGUGCCACUUAGGUCUUGAUUAUUCUUUCGUAACCCUUGUAUGUAUUAUUCCUUCGUUUGAUUUGUGCAACACAUUCUUCUGAUUAUGUAAUUGAAUAUAUCAUAUGCACAAGAGACUACUGGGUUUCUACUGACCCGUUGAUGUAUAAUGCAACUCUUCCCAAACAUAAAUUGUACCUGUGGACCUUUUAAUGUUCAUGUCUUUGUGUGUCA